ACGUCACGUCAAAUGUGAUAUGUUUUGGCGGUUAAGCCGGUUAAUUUAUUAAAUUCUAUUUUGUUUUGUGGAUUUGGAUCCUGAUAAUCACCAAAAUUUCAGUUUUUUUUACUGUUUCCUUACAAUGACGAGUUUUAACGAAAAAUGUGAGUUGUAUUUCGGGACUACAGACUUCUAUGAGGUACUUGGAAUAACAAAAGAGGCUUCUGAAAAAGAAAUCAAAAAAGCCUACCACAAGCUCUCUCUUCUCGUACAUCCAGACAGAGUGGAUGAGGCACACAAAGAAGUAGCCACUGAAAAAUUUAAAGUUCUUGGCAGGAUCCACUCAGUUCUUCAAGACAAUGAAAAAAGAAAGGUUUAUGAUAACUGCGGGGAGUUUGAUGAAGAUGCAGAUUCCACAUUUAAUUGGAAGGACUAUUGGCUUAAGAUGUUCAGAAAAAUUGAAAUUUCUGAUAUUCAGAAAUAUGAGCGGGAAUAUGUUGGGUCAGAAACUGAGAGGAGAGAUAUUAAAAGAGCUUAUGAAGCAGGCAAAGGAGAUAUGAAUAUCAUUCUAGAGUUAGUUGCAUUUAGUAGCUGCGAUUCUGAGCCACGGAUAAUUGACAUUGUUAGAGAAAUGGUUGAUAAUGGGGAGGUGCCAGAAUAUGAUGGCUUCUUUAAUGAAAGCAAAAUUAAGAAAAUGAGGCGUCUUAAGAAAUGGGAAAAAGAAAGAAAAGAAGUAGAGAAAAUAGAUAUGAGUGAACUAGAAAGACAAAUGCAGGAAAAUAGGAAACGAAAUAGGGAUUCUUUUUGCGACCUUAUAUCAAAUCUGGAGAAAAAGUAUGCUCCAAAAAAGGCCAAGAAAGCACUAACAGAUGGUUCAACACCAGUAAAUAGAAGAACUUCUAAGAGAAAAUUGAGGUAUGUUAAGAAACGAUCAAAAUCUUAUAAGAGACACUUGUAUAAUCCAAGAAGAUAUAAAUCUGUACCGGAUCUUCAAGCUUAUGUUCCAUUCAUAGCAUCACUGUUUUUUUGAAAAUUAAGUUAAUAGUUUUUUUAAUAAUAAAUUUUUUAGUUGGUA
This is a messenger RNA of Anthonomus grandis grandis, 1057 nucleotides long. Its product is annotated as dnaJ homolog subfamily C member 9-like. Gene Ontology annotation, molecular function: heat shock protein binding. The record is from RefSeq and is a predicted model, not a curated record. Gene Ontology annotation, cellular component: cytoplasm; nucleus. The transcript has 4 exons. The coding region runs from base 125 to 1012 and encodes 295 amino acids. NCBI's taxonomy places the organism in Eukaryota, Metazoa, Arthropoda, Insecta, Coleoptera, Curculionidae.